Molecule: messenger RNA, 1494 nt
Organism: Sparassis crispa
Lineage: Eukaryota; Fungi; Basidiomycota; Agaricomycetes; Polyporales; Sparassidaceae
Exons: 2
Coding region: 1-1494 (497 amino acids)
Source: RefSeq, a predicted model, not a curated record
AUGCCGGCGUUCAUCGCACGGCGAUCAGACGAGGAGGAUGUGAGCGCCUACAAGUCACAUCGGGGAAGCGAUCUGCACGCAGUGCUUGCCACGAUCUCUCUGGCCAUUUCCGCCUUCAAAAGCUAUAAAACAUGGCCCACAAUGUUCCAAUCGCUUUAUCCGCCCGUACAUCUUUGUCCUCCCCUACUCUCGCUCUCCACCAUGGAAUACACCAAUUUGAACCUCGAUUGUGACCCUGCGUUCGACGGGCUACCAUGUGCGGCCUUUUCUGACGCGUCUUCUAUCAUCUCCGACGAGUCCUCAAACUCCUCAUCACGGAACUUUAAUGCUGCCCCCAUGUACUACACUCCGUCCACCGAGCUCAGGCUCACGACCCCACUCGGUUCCUCGCCGGCCUUCCCCUUCCAUGGCCACACCCUCGAUAAUGAAGUCUCGCUGCCGAUGAUGCAUUUCGCUGGCCACAGACUCACAGACCAGCCACCCAUCUUCUCCGGUGGCCCCUUCCACGUCAACGAUCUGGCCACCUGCUCUUCCUACCCCCUAGUCGCCACCUUCCUCGGCGCCUCGCCUGGUCACCAUUGUGACCCGCUCUCUGCGACAAUCCAUCCAUCUUCAUCGCUACCUGCCGGUACCUCACCUUCACCCUCUCUGGUCGCGCCUCUCGCUUCACAAAAUAAGUCCUCACAUACCAUCGGCCAGGAGCUGCCGUCAGAAUCAGAGCUGGCCACCUACCUUUCCUACGCCGGUGUAUCCGAGGCGUAUCCCAUAUACAUUGCCUCUCAGCACUACUACCAGCCCUCAGUGGCUGUUGAUCCUUCCCCACCGCUUCCUGUGGCCCGCUCGCCGCCACCCCUACACGCGCCCGUGGCCCCUCGCUCAUCUCGCACAUCACGCGGAAAACGAGUCAACAUCAUCACGCAACAGCCGGCCUGGGGCUCGGAGCAAGGUGCGGAGGGAGAACCCAAGCAUGACGGCUCAGACGGUGAGUACGUACCUUCGCCACCUGCGCUCCGACGGAAGAGCGCGCGCACGAGACAUACGCACAGGUUCAUGCCGUACACGCGCGACGCCUCGCCCGUCGCGUUGUUGCCGUCACAACCGCAGUUCCGACGGACGAUGCAGCGCAAUGCACAGUUUGCCGGCCCCUUGCUCGCGCUGCCGCAAGGUGCCACCAAGUGCCCGUAUUGCGGGAUGAACUCAACACGGCCUUCAGAUCUGAAGCGACACAUCCGGACGCACACAGGAGGAUGCAGGUGGUUGUGCGGCGGGCUACCCAAGGUAGAUGCGAUCCGCGCUGGGGUCAGUGUGGAGGGCGUGCUGCCGUACAUGCACAAUGGCGUAGAGUACUAUGGCGGAUGCAUGAAUGAGUUCAGUCGCUCCGAUUCCUUCCGGCGCCAUCUGAAGGAUUCGAAGUGGUACUGCGUUGGGAGUGUCACAACGCAGUACAACUUGGAGCGUUCAGAUAACACCGACAAUGCGGAUGACGGGGGAUGA